AAAAAUGAAAAAUAUAUCUUUCGUUGACGAAGGGCGGCGGCUGGUGUUAGUUAGUUAUUGACAUUCAGCGAAUUAAAUGUUUAUAUUCAAUAAUACAUUUCUUAUAGUUAUAUCGAUGAUGUGACUGAGUCUGAGUGUACGUAUGCGUUUAAUCAGUCAAAUCUGUAUCAACAGACACAAAUCUCUCCUUUUGCAUACAUUUUUUCUCUUAUUGAUUCCGUUCAACGCCUAGGCUAAAGUCAAUCAUCAUCAUCUGCUCUUGAUUGUUCCAGGGGAUUUCACAGUGUGCGUGGGUUUCCGAAGAAGAAGAGAAAUCUCGAUCAGGGUUUUGUUGGUUUUCGUGAAUUGGUUUAUUCGCUGAGUCGUUGAAGUUGUGGCUCUCCGUGUGCCUUCACUAGAUUUCAGUAUGGUUUUUAAGAGUGGAUUAGAAUUAGGGUUUCUCUUUUAGGGAAGUGGAUGGAUUAGAUUGUGAAUUGAGUGUUUUUUUUUUCUGUGUGCUGUUGAUUGAUUGAUUGGUCGUGUAUGUUCACGUGUAUAGAUUCCUGUUUUAGAGCUUACGAUGGGUUGCGUAAGUUCUAGGCAUAGGCCUUUUAGGAGAAAGUCUACACUGAAAGAUUCACCGGAGAAACGUUCCUCCUGGAUUGAUUCGUCGAGGAUUGAUGAUUGGAUCCAACCGGAAGGUGGGCUUGAAAGAUCCAGUAGCAGGGGAGAUGCAAAAGAUAGGAUAAUUGAAUCCAAAAUGUUUAGUCCCAGUAGGUUUUUAGAUCAUCAGAUUGGUAAGAUACUGGAGAACCCUGAGAUAGCUGAUGAUAUGGAUCGAGCUGUUCAUGACAAGGAAUUGAAAAGGGCCUCGAGUGCUGUUGUGAAACCUGGUUUGGAGAUUGAUCCAAAUGUUAUUAUCGAACCGAAGCUAGAUGAUAGAUGGAACAGCAGAGAUUCCAAAGUUGGAUUACUUGAAUCCGAGAAACAGAGUUCCAAAAGGUUUUCUGAUCAUCAUCAGGCUGAGAAGGAACCAGAGAAUCCUCGGAGUAAAGAAUCGGUUCAAAAUGUUCCUCGAGAAGUGAGUAAGAACACGAGUGGUGCUGUCGUUCCAAAGGACAGAGAGUUGUCAGCAGGAUGGCCGACUUGGCUGGUCUCUGUUGCUGGUGAGGCACUACUGGACUGGGCUCCACGCCGAGCGAGUACCUUUGAGAAACUGGACAAAAUUGGCCAAGGAACAUAUAGCAGCGUCUACAGGGCUCGUGAUCUUCUUCAUAACAAGAUCGUUGCGCUAAAAAAAGUCCGGUUUGAUCUUAACGAUAUAGAAAGUGUCAAGUUUAUGGCGAGAGAGAUCAUAGUAAUGCGACGGCUUGAUCAUCCCAAUGUCCUGAAACUGGAAGGACUGAUCACUGCACCUGUUUCAUCAUCUCUCUACUUAGUUUUCGAGUACAUGGACCAUGAUCUCUUAGGACUUUCUUCGCUACCCGGUGUCAAGUUUUCAGAGCCUCAGGUUAAAUGUUACAUGCGUCAACUUCUAAGUGGGCUUGAACAUUGUCACAGCCGCGGUGUUCUUCAUCGAGAUAUAAAGGGAUCAAACCUACUGAUUGACAGCAAUGGAGUCUUGAAGAUUGCAGAUUUCGGGUUAGCCACAUUUUUCGACCCUGCAAAAUGUGUUCCACUGACUAGCCAUGUUGUCACUCUUUGGUAUCGACCACCAGAACUCUUGCUCGGAGCCUCUCACUACGGUGUGGGGGUUGAUCUUUGGAGCACAGGUUGCAUCUUAGGUGAACUAUAUGCCGGUAAACCCAUCCUACCUGGAAAAACGGAGGUAGAACAGUUGCAUAAAAUCUUCAAGCUUUGCGGUUCACCAACAGACGCUUACUGGAGAAAACACAAGUUACCAUCUUCAGCUGGAUUCAAAACGGCGAUUCCUUAUAGACGAAAAUUAUCAGAGCUGUAUAAGGACUUUCCGGCGAGUGUUCUGUCGCUUUUAGAGACUUUACUCUCCAUAGAUCCUGAUCACCGGAGCUCUGCUGAUAGAGCACUUGAGAGUGAGUACUUCAAAACCAAGCCGUUUGCUUGUGAUCCAUCUCAUCUGCCAAAAUAUCCUCCUAGUAAAGAGAUUGAUGCUAAAAUGCGCGAUGAAGCCAAAAGGCAACGGCCCAUGAGGGAGGAGAAACAUGAAAGGCAAGACUCUCAAGCGAGAAGAUCACACGAGAGCAAACUUGUCCCACCGAUCAAAGCAAAUCACUCUUUAUCAAUGAUAAUGGAGAAACCAUACCACGAUUUGAAGAGCAGAAAUGAUAGUUUCAAGUCGUUUAAGGAGGAGAGGCAUCCUCAUGGCCCAGUUCCUGAUUAUCGGAAUGUGCACACCAGAAGCAAUCAAACCGGUGGGAGAGUGUCACACUCAGGUCCACUGAUGAGCAACCGGAAUAUGGCUAAGUCAACAACGUAUGUGAAGGAAAAUGCACCUCCUAGAUACCCACCUGCUAGAGUGAACCCCAAGAUUUUAUCAGGCUCGGCCUCUUCAAAAACAUUAUUAGAUCAACCAGUCAUGAAUCAACGGAGAAGGGAUCGACGAGCAUACAAUAGAGCUGACACUAUGGAUAGUAGACACAUGACUACACCAAUUGAUCCAUCUUGGUAUAAUCCUAGUGAUAGCAAGAUUUACAUGUCGGGACCAUUGUUGGCUCAGCCAAGCAGAGUGGAUCAGAUGCUUGAAGAACAUGACAGGCAGCUUCAGGAAUUUAAUAGACAAGCUCAAAAGACGCGAGAAGGCAAAACUGGCAAAUGAUGAAGCAAAUCACGAGAAACCAAACACGCUGAGCUUUAUCUUUUAACAUCCAAACUACAGUAAAAGUUGCUCAAAGGAAAAGCAGAACCACUUGGAGUCAGACUUGCCAUAAGAAUCUGGCGGUUCAUAUUAUGCGAACUGUUUAUGGUCCUUCUGGCUUAAGCCGCGAUUGUUUGAUUUAGAUGAUUUUAUUGUUGAGUUAUCACUAUAGAGGUUUGAAUGUGUAAAUAAACAUAAAAUCUGUCCUUUACAUAUAUUAUUAAGUUUGAUACUUGCUAUGGUCAUGAUGUAAUGGUAAAAAGAUUGGCCGACAAUCAAUUAUAUUGCAGCUUCAGUCAACUUUAAGGUUCUCUUAAGAUGGGAUCCAACUCUCAUUAACUUGGGCAGUUCAGGUUAAUUGUGUCAAACUCC
Messenger RNA from Thlaspi arvense, 3184 nucleotides. The record is from the annotation of a GenBank genome assembly. Lineage: Eukaryota; Viridiplantae; Streptophyta; Magnoliopsida; Brassicales; Brassicaceae.